Messenger RNA from Megachile rotundata (alfalfa leafcutting bee), 1685 nucleotides. RefSeq names its product F-box only protein 44. NCBI's taxonomy places the organism in Eukaryota, Metazoa, Arthropoda, Insecta, Hymenoptera, Megachilidae. Gene Ontology annotation, molecular function: ubiquitin protein ligase activity; protein binding. Gene Ontology annotation, cellular component: cytoplasm; SCF ubiquitin ligase complex. Gene Ontology annotation, biological process: ERAD pathway; glycoprotein catabolic process; SCF-dependent proteasomal ubiquitin-dependent protein catabolic process. The record is from RefSeq and is a predicted model, not a curated record.
AAUAAUAGAAUAGUAGGGUGCAGUAUAGGUUUACCGGCACAGUAAUAAUUUUAAUAUUUGGGAAAAAAUCGGUAAAUAGAAGCCGACUUUGUGCAGGUAAAUCAUUGUAUAGGUGUAACACAGACAUAUUUGAAAAGGGUUCGACCAGUUCUUAUUAUGAUGCCGUCGUUUGUAUGAAUGUAAAAAGAGGUUGACGUAAUCUAUUGCAUAGGGUUUAUAUUGAUGCGGAUGACGCGUGAAAAAUACGUUUUGUACAAAAUACAGAAUUCCAACAAUGAGUUUUAUUUAUUUAUUUUAUUUCCAUACAAGAUGAUUAUGAUCGUUUCUAGCAAAUUUUAUUAACAAACUCAUAACUGAUAUCCAAUUAAAUAUUUGAUGUGCCGUCAAGCAGUAAAAUUUAUAAUUUUUUAUGUAUAUACAUAUAUACAUAGUAUAUGACUGAUGAAAUGAUAAGUGUAUUGAAGGGUCGGGGGGGAAGGCUUUCUGAGUCAUUCAAGCUGUGCGAAACGUUAACAUUCUUUAGUAAAUUCAAGUUUAUCUAUUCAAUUAUCAAUUUUAUAAAUAUACUUUAUUGUGUUAACAAGAUUACAGACGAGGGAUGAGAAAUUAAUUUUAUCGUGUACUAUAAUAAUAAGUUUAUACUAUCCGUUAAUUUUUACGUGACUGUUUAUUACUAAAUAACCGUGGGGCAAUUACAUGUCAGUAAUAUGACAACUCGCGUAAUGUUUGAUGAAAAGAGUGAUAAUGGAUUAAUUGUUGGUGGUAAAUACCUACCAAAGGAAUUAUUAGCAGAAGUGUUCUGCUACGUUGAUUACGAAUCUUUAUUAAAUUGUCAACUUGUAUGUAAAUGUUGGAAAAUUUUGAUUCAAAGUUAUGUUUGGCGUAAAAAGGCAGAGAGUUGUGUUGGCCGAUCACUUUUGUUAGGUAAAGAUGUACCUUGGGAUGUAUAUUAUCUAAUAUGUAAAAAGAAACCUUUUGAAAGAAAUUUGAUAAAAAAUCAUUCUGGAGAACACGGAAGACAGAAGCAUUGGACAAUUCAUCAGAAUGGUGGAAAUCAUUGGAAAGUAGAAAAUCCUCCAGUAGGAGUACCAAUGUUACCAAUUAAUGAACCUGUUUUUGAGGGAAAGCAAUUUUGUUUUGUUACUUCUUAUUCAGAUUGCACCAAAGCACAAGUCAUUAAUCUAGAACUUGAAGGAUUAACGCCAUACAUUUUAGACAAUGUACAACCUCCAAUAUUGGUAAGCGAAUGGUAUAGUGCUCGUUGGGAUUGUUCAGCUGUUUAUGCUUGUGAUAUUAAAUUAUUAGAUAAUCCAGUUAUAAGUGCAGCUAGAAUCAUAGAUUCUUUUAAAUUUCGGGAUCAUAUUCAAGGGGAAAAUCAAAAUAAAUGGCAUUAUAUGUCGCAUGAGUUUGUAGGAUAUGGUCCUGGGUUAAGAGCAAUAUUAUUUUGUCACAGUGGUGUAGAUAGACAGUACUGGGCAGGACAUUAUGGGAGUAAAAUGGCAGGUGCUUGUGUGUAUGUGAAAAUUCCUACAGUACAAUAUUGUGACAACGAAGAAAGUAACAUAUUAUUAGAUGCAGAUUAACAGAAUUUCCAACAUGAAGUGUGUUAUUAAAAAAAACUUAAUUUAUUUUCUAUUGAAAACUGUAAUACCAAAUUAUAAUUUUCUAAUGGAUUAACAUUAAAA